UCCUAUAAUGCAUCGUAAUGCCAGUCUAGACUCUCCAGUUUGACAUACAGAUCUACGGUCUUUUGGGGGAACAGAAUUCCAUUAACCAAAUUACAGACAAUUCCACUUCAUCAAACGCAAAGGUUGUUUUAAUGCUUUCAUAUAUUUACUCUCACAGACCGAGAUGACUAACUGUAGUUUUCAAAUGCAGACAUUUUUUGCUUGAAAUAACAGCUAUCACUUAAUGAUUUAGGAACCCAUCAUUACAACCCGCAAAACUAUUUGACUCUUUUGAAUAAUGUGCCAUAGCUUGAUUGACAAAGCGUUUCAGACAGAUUUGUAUACAGACUUACAAUAAAAGCUUUUAACUGUUUAAGCUCGUAAUGUGAAUGUAAUUACACUAGACGAAUACUGUUGUAUUUACUCACAUUGGAAUCGCCUCUUCACUUUCUAACAUUAUAGAAUGUUUGUGAGAAUGAAAUGUGUUCGGAGUUAACAAAAGCAUCGUCAUGGAAACUAUUAUCUUCAAAUACUGGUCACAUUGAGUUGAGAACAGUACGAGCGGAAGGUGCAGUCCGAGUAUUCAUCACACAUUUGUUAUCCAGUCUGUGGAAAAUGUCUAAGGUUGUCAACAAUGACAUUGGUACUCCCAGUGAAACAGAUGAUGUACAGGACACACUGACAUGUAUCCAGAGACUGAUGGCAUUGUCCGGGUUAUCAUGGGAUUAUCAGCAGCCGAAGUCUGCCGAAAAAUGUUGCAACGGUUGGACGGUAGCUUCCCGGAUAUAUUCAGUUAUGGUGUGCAUAGUUUACAUUCUCCACUGUAUCCAGAUGAUUCCGCCGUAUAUUGCCGCUAAAUCUUUCAUCGACGCAACUCUUACCAUCGUAAACCACAUUGUGACUUUGUUAAGUUUAACCUAUUGGGCUCUCAGUACCAACAUCCACAGCAAGGUUCGCAUAUUCUACAAACGUCUUCGCGAAGCACGAUUGAAGUUUGACAGUUGUGCUACAGCAACGGGACUGAGGCAGAGGAUGAAGAAAGCAUGUGUAUGCAUUACGUUCUUCGCGGCUUCCACUAUUGUGGCCAUCGGAUUAUGUAUUAGCAAACUAGGUGAUACAUCCAAUUUUUACUUUUGGCCUUCACUCGCCUUGUCUUCAAUAAUUACUGGCUGGAUCACUCUGCUUAACCAUUCGUUAUUGCUUCUGUUCUUGUCCAUCUCCCUUCUUCUUACUUAUGAGUAUGAUAAUUGCACACUGAGACUGACAAGGGCUUCUGAAGGGUCCGUCAAAGAAGAGGAUAUUGAGGACAUUCGAGAUUACCAUGCAUCCUUAACAGACCUGGUGGAACAUGUGUGUUCCCUCAUGUCCAGACACGUGGCUGCUGGCUACGUCAGCUCCUUCCUCGCUGUGUGUUUCUGCCUGUACAGCAUCAUCAACGAAGAGAAGUCUUUUACGACCCUGGCCGUCACCUCAUUUGCUGUGAGCUCGUCCAUUACUCAUCUCAUCGCCCUCACCUAUACUGGUGUCAGACUGCAUGAAGCGGCUCAUCAACCUCUGAAUAUUCUGCAUGAUUUGGCUGGGAGAAAUAUGCCAGAUAGAGUAAUUGGACUGGUCACUCUGUUCACCAACAAGUUGUCUCAACGUCAGAUCGGAAUCAGCGCCUUAGGACUCAUGACCAUCACGAAGGACACUAUCCUAACGAUGAUCGGUACUCUCCUCACCUACGUUUUCAUUGUGAUCCAGUUUAAGCCGGAAUCAAGUGGUGGUAGUCGACAAGAUGGAAACAACGCUACGGCAAUAUAGUGGGACCGACGAAUACUUGAGCCAUUCGUUAUUCAGUGAGAGACUUUGUUGUCAUUUCUUAUCACAUCGUCAGUUUUCAACCGAAUCGUGACUGAAACAAGUAUCCAUUAAUAUUUUUAGCCUAUAAAACCUGUCAAAUAUCUUACAUUUGAGAUAACACUUUCUUAGUAAAGUACAGAUUUUAGUACUUUGUUGGGUUGAGUCUAACUUUGUGUGCUGGCUAUUAGG
This is a messenger RNA of Haliotis rubra (blacklip abalone), 2010 nucleotides long. RefSeq lists its product as uncharacterized. Gene Ontology annotation, cellular component: membrane. Gene Ontology annotation, biological process: sensory perception of taste. The coding region runs from base 460 to 1782 and encodes 440 amino acids. The record is from RefSeq and is a predicted model, not a curated record. The transcript has 4 exons. NCBI's taxonomy places the organism in Eukaryota, Metazoa, Mollusca, Gastropoda, Lepetellida, Haliotidae.